CCCACUCAUGGGUAAGAUCAUUCGGGUCCAGGAUCCGAAGUUGGUGCACUAGCUAGAGUGUAAAUUUUAUAUAGUGCGUCGUUCUUUUCUAUACUUGGUGUCACGUCGAAAGCGUCGGAACUGUCCCACUGCCGGUAAAAAGAAAGCGAGUAACGAUAUUUUGAAAAAAAACUAAAAAUGACUCCGAAUAUAAAACCGCCUUCGGACAUAAUUUGCUUGCACAGAGCCGCUGCCCAAAACAAUUACAAGGCUGUCAGAAAUUUAAUCGACCUAGGAGCAGAUGUCAACGCAAUUUGUCAUUAUCCUCCUCAGAAAUUUAAUUACAACGCAAACUGCACUGCCUUGCAUGUCGCAGUCGCUAACGGGAGCAAAAGAAUAGUCGAAUUGCUGAUUAAAAAUGACGCUAACGUUAAUAUCGAGGCCAAUUGCGAAGACGAAGAUGGCAAAUAUUCAGGAAUUAAAGAGUACUUCAAUCGCACGCCGUUACUUAUUGCCAUUGAUCAAGGAAACAGAGAAAUCGUUGAAUUGCUGAUCAGAAAUGACGCGGAUAUUAAUUUUACCACCACUGCGGGAGAAUCCGCGUUUGGUCUGGCUCUGAAAAACGACAACGAUGAACUGAUUCAAUUGUUAUUAGAUGCCGGAGUGGAUGUUAACUUGCAUUCAAAUAAUGUCACUUCUUUACACUGGGCAGUUGCCAGGAACAAUUACCCUAUUGCUGAGUAUCUGAUUAAUAAAGGAGCUGAUGUUAACACCGUCUGCCAUUACCCGCCGAGGGAGUGUUUCAAUACAUGCUGCUCGGCAUUGCACGUCGCGGUUAAAAACAAAAACAAAGAUAUGAUUGAAUUGUUGCUGAAAAACAACGCGGACGUUAACAUCAAAGCUAAUUGUGAUGAAACCACUCCCUGCCAUUUUCCUGUAAGAGAUUACUUCAAUCGCACGCCAUUACACAUCGCCGUUGACAAAGAAGACAAAGAAGUAGUGAAGCUGUUGAUAAAAAAUAAGGCGGAUGUUAAUAUCGGCACUAGAACUGGGGAAACUGCUCUCGGUAUUGCUGUGAAAAAGAAUAAUUUUACUCUGGUAAAAUUUUUAUUGGAUGCUGACGCUGAGAUUAAUUCGACGAAUGAGUCGCCGUUACAUUUGGCUAUGAAGCAACGGCAUUAUAAAAUGGCGGAGUAUCUUCUUAAUCGCGGUGCUGAUUUUAAUAUCAGAGACUUUGACGGCGCAGUAAUUAACUUACAAUGCGCUGAUGAAGAUACCGAAGUUAUCAAACGGCAUAUCGUUAAACUGAAGGCUGCUAAUUUGUAUAUCGGUUCAUAUUUAUGUGAAAUUGGAGAUGGGUUUGAUUGUUUGUAUGAAGAAUGUUAUCGAGAGAUACCUGUGCGAAUUUAGCGCCUCAUCUAAUGAUUUGCAAUAUCCAAAUGACCUUAAUCGAUAGGUCUACGUUAGGUCUGUAUAGGUCCACCAAAAUUUUCGUUAGGUCCCCUAUAGUUUUUUUAUAAAUAAUUUUUUAAAUUUUGCAAUAAAAAAAAUUUCAUUUUAGCACCUCAUUCAGAACGAAACCAAUAAACUUGAUCAUUUUUGCAUUUCUUAUCGUUAGGUCCGGAUUGGUCUCUAGUUUUUGCAUUGAUAUUAUUCAUUAUAUUUGUUUUAUUAACAAUUAUAAAUAAUUUAUUAUCCGCGCAUGCGCUCAACACUAUUCAUAGCUUGGCGCGAAAUUUCUAGUUUACCUGUCUUGUUUACAUUGUAUUAAUAAAAAAACAAUAAAUAUACAUCAACUAUUCUCAUAAAGCUUAAUUAAUUAUAAUCUACAAUUACUCCCAAUGAGAAUUUUACUUGUUGCUCACAUGUAUAUGAGUAAACAUAUGUCAGUAUAUAUAAGCCACACAAAAAACUAUGAAGACCAUUAUUAAGUUGGCGCGGAUAUUUAAUAUUUUUCAAUAAUCGAUAUACUAAAAUAUUGCUCUUUAAAUGCUCUUUCAGAAUCCACAAUGGCUCGAGUCAUAAAUUUAAUAUUUAAUUAAUUAUCAUCAAUUAAAAAUACAAAAAUAAUUUUUGUGAAGCUCAAUAAAUACAUUUUA
Microplitis mediator is the source of this 2078-nucleotide messenger RNA. Its product is annotated as putative ankyrin repeat protein RF_0381. Gene Ontology annotation, molecular function: protein binding. NCBI's taxonomy places the organism in Eukaryota, Metazoa, Arthropoda, Insecta, Hymenoptera, Braconidae. The transcript has 2 exons. The coding region runs from base 178 to 1389 and encodes 403 amino acids. The record is from RefSeq and is a predicted model, not a curated record.